GCUGGGCUCGCGUUUGAUUGAUGCGAUGGGGGUCACGCUUUCGUUCCCGCGGGCAGCAGCUCGUCGCUGGCGAGGCCAAGCCUUUGUGCAGAAGUGCGUGGCGGCCCGGCGGCCGCGGCUGGGCGGGAGGCAUUUAAACGCCGCGAUUUUGGGGCGGUAACAAAGGCGGCAGCGGGAGAGCGAGAGAGGCGCGCGUACGGCUGCUUUGGGCCGCGGCCAGCAGUACCGGCGGUGGCGUCGGACGUGGUGCCAGGAGCGCUCUCAAGUGGCCUUCAGCCUUUGUUAGAGAUCUCACUGCUUUGAGUGGCUGGGUUUCUGGGACAGCAAGAGCACUCUGAGCAGCCCUGCAAUCUUCUUAACACCCUGCUGUGUCUAUUGCAUGCAACUUCAGUUUUCAUCGACAUCAGGUACAACUUCCAACCAGAAGUUGAUCUUCCUAACCUGAUGCAUCAUACAUUAUGGUUCAUGUCAACUUUGUUAGAAAAUGGAUAUACGUCCUCCUGGCAUUUAUUUUGGUUCUGACCAUUUGUUUGUGGAAGGAACCACGGAGAGGAUUUUAUGUUUCGUUUAUAACAGACGACCAAGCCAAUCUUGGACAUUUGAGGCUGUGGAGGUGGAACAGCCUAAGACAAGAAACUGUCCAGGAUGAAACCAUCAAUGGCACAGGCAAGCUCCAUUCACCCACCAACACAUCUCACGUUGCCAUCAUAAAACCUCCCAUCAAAGUGUGGAACAAGGACAGUUUGUCCAGAAACCUCAGUGCUAGACUGCAAAAGGCGAGGAAGAAUUAUUUGCAUAUGAACAAAUACCGUGUGAAGUACAAUGGACCAAAGUAUGCUGCUAAAUCCAGCCCCCAAAAAGUGUUGUGCCAGCUCCAGAAGCGAUUGAACUUUGGGAUGAUCACCACAUCAGAUGGGCCCUUCAAUACAUCAGAAUGGGAGACCUACCUGCCAAGGAAGAACAUCAGCAUGGAAGUGGGCCAGAUAGGCCGGUGUGCAGUUGUGUCCUCUGCAGGAUCCAUGAAGUCAUCCCAUUUGGGGGAAGAAAUAGAUCGCCAUGAUGCAGUGCUGCGGUUUAAUGGAGCCCCUACCAGUGGGUAUCAGGCUGAUGUAGGGCAGAAAACCACAAUACGCCUUGUUAAUUCCCAGCUUAUUACUGUAGAAGAAAAGAAGUUUGUUACAGAUCCGCAGUAUAAUUCCGGAACCUUAAUUGUGUGGGAUCCAGCACCAUAUCACUCAGGUAUCCACGAGUGGUACAAAAAACCAGACUACAAUUUCUUUAAAAGCUACAAGAACUAUCGGAAAAGGCACCCGGAACAACCUUUUUAUAUCCUGAAUCCCCACAUGCAGUGGCAGCUCUGGGAUAUUCUUCAAGAAAACUCACCAGAGGAUAUUCAGCCAAAUCCUCCAUCUUCAGGGAUGCUUGGCAUUGCUCUCAUGAUGAACUUCUGCGACGAAGUGGAUGUUUACGAGUUUCUCCCUUCCAAAAGGCAGACAGACGUUUGCCAUUAUUACCAGAGGUUCUAUGACCAAGCCUGCACUAUGGGCGCCUACCAUCCGCUGCUCUUUGAGAAAAAUAUGGUGAAGCACCUUAACCGAGGCACAGAUGAAGAUAUUUACAUUCACGGGAAAGUUACUCUAACUGGCUUGAGGAAUGUGCAGUGUUAGACCUGUGAAUCCCCUCUUCUGGGCUUGGAAAAAACCCUUCUUGAAUCACAAGGCACUUUUUAAUUUGUAACUUUUUUAAAAAAAAAAUUCUAAAGGUGGGCAACCUGUCGACAAUUAACAAUUCUUCCGUGCAGUACGCCUUAAUUUGUAACUGCAGGGUGGGUUGUUUCUACUAAAAAGCAGGCACAAGAAAGCUCUAGCUGAGGCCUCCAUUGUUUAGGAACAUCUUCAUGUUUCAUUGCUCUCUGUCUCAGAACACUCCAGUCCUUAACUCAGGAACACACAAAAUCAGGGCUGUGAAUUAAAGUUCAUUUUGGACCGAGAAUUCUGCAUCUCUGAGAAUCUGUUUCUCUCGCCACUUCUGCUCCCCCCCCCGCCCCCCAUUUGACGGGUUUCUAUCUCUCAAGGUGGGAGGCUAGAUUGUGGGCACGCAAUCGAUGCAAAAUGAAUUUAGAAAGUAGGGAUGCGGAAGAUGUCCAGCGAUUAGGAGUCAGGGCGCCUGUGACUAUCAAGCUCUUAGCGGUGUCUGCUCUUGGUUGUUGGACGCCAAGGCAAAACCUCAAUGAAGCUUGCUCCCAGGUAAGUUGGCAUAAGAUUGCUGCCAUAGUUCUCCCCCUUCCCCCCCCAAAAAAUAUCUCUAAAUACAUUAUCUGAUGUAGCAUUUCAAAAUGUUCCAGAGAAGUCUGUGGGGAAGGGCAAGGCACCAGAAUUCAACUGCUGAACUGUCAUAGUGACAGAAGGUUCAAACUAAUGAGCGAGUUUUGAGGCCAAGAUUUUAUAGGCCUGGGUGAGAAGGGAUUGGCCUGUGAAGCAAGUACCGCAACCUAGGUGGCGACCUUGCAGUGUAGUGCUUAGUCAGCCAGGUGUUCGGAGGUGAUCUGAGCAGCACAGGGCACCAGGUCUUGACCCUUGGGUCCCUCUGACACCAUACCCCUGUCAUAGCUAAGAGUCCUUCGUAAGACACGCAGAAGUAGAGAAACUCUGAAAUGAGCAAAUGCACAAUUUGGUUUCAUUUUCUUCAUUUACGCUGGUGUGCAGAAUUCCACUUCUCUGGGCGUGGAAAUUUCAUGUUGUUUUUCUAGCGAAGAGUCUAUUCAGAGCCUGAAUGUAGCUAAGUAGACCUGAGGAUUCCUCUUUCUUACUACCCCAUGCCUGGACUAAAAACCACACAUUCAACAAAUCUGUGUCAAAACAUGUAAAAAGUGUGGUUAGGAAUACAUUUGAGCUGCUAUUAGUGGGUUGUGUAUUUUAUUCCCUCUGCAAAUUUUUGAGUGUUGUGGUUACAGAAGGGAUAUUCUGGGUAUCCGAGACAUCCUUGCCCAUGGAAAUCAAGAGAGUAUCUCUGUUGUACUGCGAACGGACACCUGCAAGACACUGAACAGUCAUGUCGGCUGGAUGCUGGAGAUGCUAUAAAGUGCCAAACUCUGUGGAGUGCUUAUGAUACGAUAUAUUAAUAGCACUUCAUAUGUUGGUCAGAUGAACUCAGUGUGGUACGCAGGGGAAAGAAUUGUGACCAGGGUUUAAACACACUGCUCCGAAGUGUAUCUAUCCACUCCUGAGGUCCCUGAAGACAGAGCCAAGAAAAAAAGUUACCAAGGGAAUUGUUUUCCUAUGUCUUUCCACAGCAAAGAUGCUUUUGAAACAAUCUACUAGUUUCAUUUUUAAAAUAAUAAUUUAAUAUAAUUUCUCCCCUGGUUUGUCUUUCCACAGUACCCAAAAUUUACAGCUACCUAUUUCAGAAAACCUGGCAAUUGCAAUGACAGAGGUAUAGCCAUGCUAGAGGACUAAGGGCUAGCUCAGUUGCUGUUUGGAAGUGUGCCAUUCCUGCUCUAGUUGCUUUGGGGUGGCAUGGCACCCCAUGCCUGUGACUGGAAAUUAACCCUUGACAGAUAUGCCGCCAUGUGCGCUGGGGAGGUAAAAUCUUAAAAGCCAUGGCAGCCUUGUUAUUUUAUGCAAAUAUGUGAAUCCACAUGAAGAUGCCAUUUAAUCUUGAGCCUGCAGUACAUUGCAAGUGUAACAGCUAGGGUGCUACUGGAUUCAAAUGUGAUUGAUAGAAGAUAAUACCUCCUGCCACCACCUCUAAUACGGCAAAAAGUCCUGCCAUUUAAAACCAACUGGGUAAAGUCCUGCCGUUGAUUAGAGCUGUUUCCAUUUUCUUUAAUCAGGUUAAAUUUUUAGAUUUGGCCAUUGCAUUAUUCAAGAUACAAUCAGUUUCAUCAUCAAGGGUCUGUUGCUUAGAUAACUUUACUUCAUUGCCUCUUUCUCCCAUCUUUUACGACGUUCCAUACUUUUCUUCCUCCUGUCUUCCUAUUUCUUUCAGUGCUCUUCAUCUCUUCCGGUCCCUGGAGAGUUCUCAGUAGGGUCAAACCUUUGUCUCUGACUUUUCUCAUUCCACCAUCACUUUCUGGCUAUUCUCAUUCAAUCAGAAGUCUUUUGGCUGCCUCCCUUGUGCUGAUAACUCCCCAGUCUGUUUUCUCUGAUUGAUCUCCCUCUCCCAACCUCAUCUAACCUGUAGAUGUCUCAGCACAAAGGUGACAAGCCUUGUUCCAGUUUCUCUGCUGGAAUUCUGCCUCACAUCUCCGAGACCAGUGAAUGGCGACCUCGGUGUUUACUUUUUCAAUACAAUCCUCUUUGCUCUAGGAUUUGACAUGAAUGGGAACUUGGUUCCUAAGCCAAAUUGCCACCUGAGGAGGGGGCAGUUUGUGGGGCCAGGUGAGAGGGUUUAGGAAAAAAUGGGUCCAAUUUGCACUUGAACUACAAUUCACAGGACUGGAGAAAGAGAAGGGGGGUGAUAACUUGAGAAGGUAAAAAACUGUGCAAGAGAGCAGGGAAGGUUUCAGAGGCUGUGUGAAUGGGAGGGCAGGGUGUGGAUGUGAGAGAACAGUGUGUGUAUAUUUGUGUGAGUGGGGUGUGUAUUUGGCAUUCCCCCCCCUCCACCUCUGGCACGUGCCCCACAAAAGUUUCUCUCUGAGGAAAUGUCACCCUCAGGCUGAAAAUAUUUCUCUACUACUUGUUCCUUCUCAGCAUCCACAUGCCCUUUCCCCCUUUUUUUGCACCCGCUACUAGACCUCUUUUCCAUAUCUAGUGGUAACCUUGUAAUUGCUGUGAAAAUGAGCCGUUUUUAAGGGGGGGUUAAAGUCCAUUUUCUGCCGUCCAGUCCAUUUUCAAUUCCUCUUUUAAAACUGCCAUUAUCCCUUAUAGCCAGUGCUAUUUUUCUAGAAAAAGAGGUGCUGGAACUCACGAUGAAUGCCUCCGUUGUUCUCUUAGAAUAGCAAUGGCGCCCACCUGAGAGGUGCCAGAACUGAGUUCCGGGGAGUUCCAGCUGAAAAAAAGCCCUGCUUUUGAUAUGAUCAAAUGCCCUUCUCCUCAGCCUCUGUAUUGGCUCAGUUUGAAGCCCCUGGUACUUAUUUGAAAGCUAUUUGCUGCUUCUCAAAGCAUAUACCAUGCAUAAGAAUGUACACCAAGUGAGUUCAUGAUCUAUGGUAUAUGAAUAUCAGAGAGGAGCAGUUGAGGUUUGGUUCAAUGCAUGUACACACACCUAUUGCUACAGUUUUCUGAACAAUGCCCAGCAGACCAAGGAUAGUCACAAUUUAUUAGCAACAACAGCAGAAGACUCUACCUGGAUAGAUAGAGAUAUUGAGUGGCUUUCCAUUAAUCUCCGAUGAUCCAACAGCAGGAUAGAAGCUGCCUUAUAAGAAGCACUGUUUAGACAAGCCAGUUUUGAGACUUUCCCUUAUUUUGUACUGUGAAGGAAAUGAUGUGACUUGAUCAUAACACUGUAAUUUUGACUACUCCCCCUCAAUAACGCUCUCUAUUUAAUUGUGGCUCCAUACACACACAAAAUGGCAUAUGGAAUGACUACUUUACUCCCAAGGUUGUGUUUGUCAGUUUUAUAUACAUGUAUAGACUACUUUUCUCAAGAAAGGUUUGCUUUUUCCCCCAAUGUGAAAUGAAAACACAGAACCUCGUCUAUGUGAUUUGUCAACAAUGAUCUUUGAAAUUGAUUGAAAUAAUUCUGAAGGACCCAAAGAUGUAAAAUUUGUAAUAAAGAUUUUGUAAAAUGUU
This is a messenger RNA of Zootoca vivipara (common lizard), 5732 nucleotides long. RefSeq names its product ST6 beta-galactoside alpha-2,6-sialyltransferase 1 (gene ST6GAL1). Gene Ontology annotation, molecular function: beta-galactoside alpha-2,6-sialyltransferase activity. Lineage: Eukaryota; Metazoa; Chordata; Lepidosauria; Squamata; Lacertidae. Gene Ontology annotation, cellular component: Golgi apparatus. Gene Ontology annotation, biological process: sialylation. The record is from RefSeq and is a predicted model, not a curated record.